AGUUUAAACUGCGCUGCCGUCAAAUGAGCACGAUUGUUCGCGACGGAAGCUGUGUGCGUCCUUGGCAGAGUUUGCAGCAGGCAGCGCGCUCCCUUUGGGCCUGUCCCGAGCGCAGUAUAACCCACACGUCGUGCGAGCUACAAUGGACGCCAACGAGAGCGAAACAUGAAAUUGCAAUUCUGUUCCAUCUCGAAAUGGAUUCUCGUGUGCCUGAUUGCCUUCGCGACAGACGUGGCCGCGCCUGCCGAAUCACGAUGCACGGAUUGUGCCUCCGAGGAUCAGAUAGAGCGCGGCUUUAUUAAAAAUGAGAGGGGCGUGGGAGGAAUUUUAAGUUUGGCAGAUCAAAGGGAAUAUGUGAGAGCGGGGGUAGGCCGCCGCGAGAAACCCAAAAGGGCAGAGCACGAGUCAUUAAGCUUUAACUUGGGAUCAAGUGGUGAAUCCAGCGCAAAGUUUUUGCUCGCUGACAACGACAAAGACGAAAGGAGGGCGCGCGGAAGAAAGAGAAAAAGUGGCGGCCCUAAUGAAUUCCGCGGAUCGGCGAACAAUUUUGCUGAAGAUGAUGGCGAUGAAAGAAUCGAGCGGCCGAGAUGGAGGAAACGAAGCAAGCGCGCCGUCACAAAAGGAACUCAGACAAACGGGAAACUGAUUAGGACGGCAAAGCAGAACAUUCGAAUGCGAGCGGUGAACGUGCAAAAGAAGGGCAACAACAAGGGUAAGAGGGUCGGCAUGAGCUUGCAGCAGAAAUCGGGCAAAAAUAAUUAUUGGAACAGACUCCAAGCGGCGAAGACGGUUCCAAAAAGGAGGAAUAACCAGAACGGCGGGCAGGCCGCAUACCCCGACUACCCCGUCUACGGCAACCGACCACCCCAAGGCCAGGACUACCCCGCCGUUCCUCAGUAUGGCAAUCCGAGCGUGGGCGGAAACCCCAACUUAAAUUACCCCACCGUGCCGAGAAACGACCUGACGACGAUGCUGUUCACUUUCAAUAAUGGCAGGAGACCCCAAUCAACGCCCUCGUGGCAGCCACCCGCUUACGGUGUGCAAACGAUGACACCGCCGCCUUUUUACCCUGGCUCAUUAGAUCCGGGUGGCAUGAACGGAGAUGGCGGUGCUAGACCUCCCCGCAGGCGAUACACUAACGGGCCGAGGCGCAACAACGGUACCAAGGUCAACCGUUUCCGAAAGCGAUUCCAGUACGUGCAACUCAACAGCCCAGACGAAAUUCUGGUUGCCUGGCCCUUCUCCAGACCAAACAACGUCGUAACAGUGCUGAUGACGGCGAUGACCUCAGCCAUGCCGCGCAACACAAACACCGCGCCGAAAGUCAACGGCAAGGUGAAAAAGCCGAGCACCAAGAAGCCGCCCGCGACCAAAGCGACUAAAGCCACGACAACUCGACCGGCACCAACAUCGCCGACGACGCCGACCACAACCACGACGACAACCGAGAUGGUUUUCACUGAGGAGACAAUCAACGGCAGCACGGCGGGGAUGGCCAUUGACAUAAACAAGUUUGAGGCUCCGUCUGACCAGCCGAUGACCAUGGGCUUCAACAUUGAUGAGGAGUUCACUGGUGUGAUCUUGACGGAAGGGAACACUGGUUCCAGGAGGGGCAAGACGGCCGACGACGCCAGCAAGUUCGAGCUGAUGCAGGGCGUGCUGCAGGGCUUGAUAAUCACGUCGCCGCCACCCGCCAUUUCGGAUCUGGAAGACACCCUCAAAGACAUCAUGAGCGCCAACAAGGACGUGUUGGCCAAGGAAACAACCAGGCCGACAACCACGACCAUGCCGACCACCACCAUCCCACCAACACUCGCUGCUGCCAAUGCCACUGGCUUGUUUAAUUCGGCUGCUGUACCUGGCAACGUUACUGGGGCGAUGGAGAGUACACUCCCUGCCAGCACCACAGUUCAGUCGACCACUCCCGGAGGCACGAGGCCCAUGAUGGAGGUUACGAGCACGACGGAAGCCGGAAUUUUUUGAUGUGGCUAGCACCAUAAAAUUGGGAUAAUCAAGGAAAAUAAUUUUAUUUUUUCACUUACAUUAUAAUUUAAAAUUUUUAUUUUAUUCAUUCUAAUGUGUAGACUUCUACAGCAUUCUUUCUUAACAUAAAAUUAUGGGCACAAAUCCUUAAAAUUUUUGGAUUGAAGAUCUAUAGCGAAUAUAAAAGUAUAGUUUAUAUAAGAGCAUGGACUGGGAAAUUUCUUGCACGUGUUAUUUUUGUUAGACUAUCUUCAUGUCCUGUACGUUACACCAAAUAAGCAAUAAAAAUUUUAUAAAUUAUA
Cloeon dipterum is the source of this 2285-nucleotide messenger RNA. RefSeq names its product mucin-2-like. The transcript has 3 exons. Lineage: Eukaryota; Metazoa; Arthropoda; Insecta; Ephemeroptera; Baetidae. The record is from RefSeq and is a predicted model, not a curated record. Bases 166 to 1983 code for a protein of 605 amino acids.